UGAUCCGUGGGGCUCAGAGCUCUCUAAUCACGUCCCUGGAGCUGCGCAGCAUAAUGGCUGCCGCGGCUUUGCUGACAGGCAGUUUACACCAGUUUUUACCAUUCAUCCGUAGUGGUGUUAGGAGCACUAAGCUCAGUAGAUUAAUUACCACAAAAAGUACCAGCAAAAUUUAUCAAUUACAAAGGUGCAAUUACUGUUCUUCGACAAUGGCGAAGUUUGAGUACCCAGAAGCAAGGAGAGAUGAAGAAUGUUCUGAGAAUUAUCAUGGCGUUGAGAUAAAGGAUCCAUACAGAUGGCUUGAGGAUCCUAAGGGAGAGGAAACCAAGGCCUUUGUUAAUGCUCAAAAUGCAAUAACAAGACCUUUUUUGGAUUCCUGUCCAGUGAGACAAGAUAUUCACGAUCGUCUUAAACAGCUGUGGGACUUUCCCACAUAUUCGUGCCCUGGAAAACAUGGCGACAAGUAUUAUUUCUAUAAAAAUACGGGACUGCAAAACCAGAGUGUUCUCUACGUUCAAGACACUUUGGAUUCAGAGCCUAGAGUAUUCCUAGAUCCAAAUAAAUUCUCGGAAGAUGGUUCUAUUGCCAUUAUGACUACAAAGUUCAGUGAAGAUGGUAGCAUAUUUGCCUAUGGAUUAUCAAACAGUGGUUCUGAUUGCAGUACUAUCCACUUUAUCAAUACAAAAACAGGCGAAAAGUACCCGGAAGUCCUUGAAAAGAUCAAGUACUCGUACAUGACGUGGACGCACGAUAACCGGGGAAUAUUCUAUGGAACUUAUCUGCAGCAGGAGGGAACAACUGAUGAGAUCAAAACACUCGGUGCGAAAAACCAGAAGUUGUGCUAUCAUCUUAUCGGGACUCCACAGUCUGAGGACGUUAUCGUCGUGGAAUUUCCCGAGGAGCCCCUCUGGAGAAUUGGUGCCGAAGUUACAGAUUGUGGAAAAUGGUUGAUCGUUACUCCUCUGAAGGAUUGUCGAGAUAACCUGGUGUACUUUACAGCACUCGAGCCAGGAAAAAAAAUCGAUGGGAAACUACAGCUGACUAAAAUAGUCGAGAAAUUUGAAGCUGAUUAUGAAUACAUUACGAAUGAUGGUACCAAAGCAAUCUUCAGAACCAACAAAAAUGCUCCCAAUUAUUGUCUCAUAUCCAUCGAUUUGGAGGAUUACGCUGAAUCCAAAUGGACUGUGUUGUUACCAGAGCAUCCAGAAAGAGUUCUGGAUUGGGUUGACGCUGUGGAUGGAGAUAAGUUUAUGGCGCGCUACAUUAAAGAAGUCACGGACGUCUUGCAACUUCACAGUCUCAAAACUGGUGAACUAUUGCGAAAAUUUCCACUAGAUCUCGGCACAAUAGUAGGUUACAGUGGAGAUAAGAAGUAUUCAGAAAUUUUCUAUCAGUUCGCUUCAUUUUUAACCCCAGGGAUUAUCUACCGAGUUGAUCUAAAGACUGAUGAAGAACCACAAGUGUUCCGAGAAAUCAAAGUCAAUAAUUUCGAUCCCAAGGCUUACAAAACCUCGCAGGUGUUCUAUACGAGCAAAGAUGGCACCCGAAUUCCCAUGUUCGUCGUUAUGAAGGCGAAUGCUGUCCUGGAUGGAUCUAUGCCUGCACUGCUCUAUGGCUAUGGUGGCUUUAAUGUUAGCGUUCAGCCAACGUUUAGUGUCACUCGACUUGUAUUUAUUCAGCAUUUCAAUGGAGUCCUGGCGGUGGCAAAUAUUCGUGGUGGAGGAGAAUAUGGGGAGAAGUGGCACAAUGGAGGACGUUUUUUGAAUAAACAGAAUACUUUUGACGAUUUUCAAUGUGCAGCCGAAUACUUAAUAGAGAAGAAGUAUACAACGUCUAAAAAAUUGACGAUUCAAGGGGGAAGUAAUGGAGGAAUGGUUAUCGCUGCUUGCGUUAAUCAAAGACCGGAUUUGUUCGGGGCUGCUAUUGCAGAAGUUGGAGUUAUGGAUAUGCUUCGAUUCCACAAAUUCACUGUAGGCUACGCCUGGAUAUCGGACUAUGGUAGUUCUGAUGAGAAAGAACAUUUCGAGAAUUUAAUCAAAUUUUCACCACUUCAUAACGUCCGAGCUCCAGAAAAUGGCACUCAGUAUCCUGCCACAAUGUUGUUAACUGCCGAUCACGAUGAUCGAGUUGUGCCAUUACAUAGUUUGAAAUUGAUAGCCACAAUGCAGCAUAAACUGGGAAAACUUCCUCAACAGAGUAAUCCAAUUUUGGGGAGAAUCGAGACAAAAGCGGGACACGGUCACGGUAAACCGACGACUAAAAUCAUUGAAGAACGAACCGAUAUACUCGCAUUUAUGACUCAAACGCUGGGCCUGGAAUUUCACAAGUGAAUAAUGAAGCCGAGGAAUUCACGAUAAACUGCGUUUUUCACGUGCAAAAUAAAUUGUUUUGUAUAUUUCCUCGAUUACAUUCUAUUCCAUUGAAUCUGAGUAUCUAUUUUGAUACUCAAUACACACGCUAUCAACUAAUUAGACCCUCUCAGUGAUCUAGCCCCCCCACCUGCGAAUUCGUAUCAUUAUUACCACGUGCGAGACAUUUAUGGCCAGCUAAGUACACCCAAUUUUCCCGAUUAUGAAGUUAUGCUAAAUGAUUCGUAAAAAGGAAAAUCGAUAUUACAAAAAUACAGAUUCAAAAAUUUAUAAUUUCUAUGUUGUAAAAAAAGAUUUAUUCAUAUGGAGUUUUAAUACAUUUUUUUCAAUGGAACGAAAGUGGUUUUACUCAGUACUCAAAUGAAUUUUAAUUAUGAAAUCCUCUGAACCAUGAAAAUAGUUCAGAAUUGUGGAAAUUCAGGAAAUGUCUUUUGCGAUUUUUUAAUCAAUUGAAAAUUCUUUUUCGAAAUAAAAAAUGUCUAGUUGA
Messenger RNA from Diachasmimorpha longicaudata, 2853 nucleotides. Its product is annotated as prolyl endopeptidase. The record is from RefSeq and is a predicted model, not a curated record. Gene Ontology annotation, molecular function: oligopeptidase activity; serine-type endopeptidase activity. Gene Ontology annotation, biological process: proteolysis. The coding region runs from base 54 to 2327 and encodes 757 amino acids. Lineage: Eukaryota; Metazoa; Arthropoda; Insecta; Hymenoptera; Braconidae. The transcript is spliced from 12 exons. Gene Ontology annotation, cellular component: cytosol.